Molecule: messenger RNA, 3340 nt
Organism: Carassius auratus (goldfish)
Lineage: Eukaryota; Metazoa; Chordata; Actinopteri; Cypriniformes; Cyprinidae
Exons: 2
Coding region: 1275-3290 (671 amino acids)
Source: RefSeq, a predicted model, not a curated record
UAUUAUACCUUAUAUUGUAGAAUAGUAUCCUGAUAUUAUAUAUGACUGACUUAAAACAAUGUUUUGCAUUCACUGCUUUCAUAUUCUCAUUCAGUUUACAGUUUGAUGUAGCCCUAUCCAAUUAAACAAUACAUGAUUAGGUUUCAGGACAUUUUAUUUGACUUUAUGUACUACUCAGUAAACAAAUUUGGACCAGAUUUGGCAUGCGUCUGGCACAGCUGGCAUCUAUCCGGAACUGGCAUACAGCAUGUGGGCCAAACAUGGCCCGGGUUUGGUAGAGAUGGCACUGGGUUAAAAACGGCACCCAAGACAUGGGCCAGAUGUCAAAUAUAGAUAUGUGGGCCACAUAAGUAUAGCCGAUCUUGACCCACAUUUAAAAUCCAUUUCAAAUAUUUUUGAUUCAAAUUUUAUAUUUUUGAUAAAACUGUAAUUGUUUGAUUUCAGUUCCUGCACAUUGCUAAAUAACUACUUAGACCACAUUUUUUUUAUGCCAUGUCCUGUACACCAGUGGACUUUUCAUAAUUUAAAAUUUUUCCACUGUAAUUUCUAUGAGAUAUAUGAUUAAAUCCUGCAUUCAAUAUUAUAUUGUAUUAUAAUAUUCAAAGUUACUCUAUGAUAAUUUCCGUUACCAGUUGGUUAAUUAAGAUGAUCACAAAUUGAAGAUAUAUGUGAUUGGAGAGAUUAAAUAUAUUUGAGAAAUGAUAGAAACGUGUUGCCAUUUAUGACAGAUAUUUCUAGAAACACAGCUUCCGCAUGAAUCAGUGGAUUAGUGUCAGUUAGCCCAAUUUGCGCCAAUCAGGAUUUCAAAAUCCCGGAAAUGCGAAGCUGACCUAUCAGAGCGAAAUUGGCCGAAAGGCGCAAUUAUCAAAUGCAGUGCUUCAUGGGAUUGUAGUUUUUUUUACCCAGUUGGCUUUAACACACAUAGUCUCGUACUUUUGUAUUUUUUACAAAUGUUCAAAUAUUUUUUAUUUCGGAUCGAAUAUUGUACACGUUGUGAUUCAAGUUUUAGCUGGUUGUUAUGAUUCAUGGUUUAUAACGCUUUAAAGCAACAAAUCUCCAAAGAGGAAAAGUGAAUGAAAAUACUCCCGGAACCAGUAGGUCGAAAAAGUGGGCGGGCGCUUCAGUCUUGCACAGACUUCAGAAACGGUCAAGCACUGAACCGGGAUUUCGGGGAAAAAAAACGGGAACCGCUGUGUCCAUUUUGUUUUACUGUCUUUGCGGGGAAAGCCAGCAGAGUUGGAGGAAGAACAAAAAGGAUUCUGUAAAGUCACAGUAUGGAUAAGGUAUGGAAGUACAAUGAUAGGAGCAAUUCCAGAAGAAGGGCACUAAAACUAGUCAGUGAAUUGAUUGACGAUGUGGAACAUAGGGAGGGGGAGGUGGAGGACGAUUCUGAGUUAAGUGUUUGUGUUGAUGCUUCGGGGGAAUCAGACAUGGAAAUUAGUGAUGAAGGAAGUGACCAUCAGAAUAUUGAAGCAGAUGUUGAGGAUAAGGAAGUACAUGAAGAGGCUGCAGUUUCUGUUGAGGACCAGUCUGAUCUUCAAGAUCCUUGUAGUCAGAGAGAUUUGCAGUGUUCACUAGUAGAUUGGGCAAUUGAAUUUGGAAUUUCAUUAAUUGCUUUGUCAGCACUUCUUACCAUUCUCAAAGUCCAUCAUUCCUCUCUGCCUAAGGAUGGAAGAACGUUGCUGAAAACAAAAACAAGAUACAACAUUAGGAGUAUAGCUGGUGGUGUGUUUCAUUAUUGUGGAAUUCUGAAUUCAUUUAGGAAAAUCCUUGAUAGCGUUUGGCAUACUGUGGCAGACAAACAUGUCUUCAAGCUACAGUUGAAUUUUGAUGGACUACCACUCUUCAAGAGUACUAGUACACAGUUUUGGCCGAUUCUUGGUUUGCUGCAAGGUCACACUAAGGCACCAGUGUUGAUUGGACUUUUUUGUGGUACUUCAAAGCCAAAUUCUUUGGCUGAUUAUCUUCAUGAUCUGGUUCACGAGCUAAAAAUGUUGAGGGAUGGGUUUCUGUUCAAGCAGAAAACAUUCUUUUUGAAUGUUGUUUCAGUUAUGUGCGAUACCCCUGCCCGAGCCUUCAUCAGAGGUGUGAAGUCACACACUGCAUAUCAUGGAUGUGACAAGUGUCAUCAAACAGGUGUCUGGAAAUCAAAUCGAAUGACAUUUCCUGAGGUGAAUGCAAAGCGCAGAACUGAUGAGAGUUUUAGGCAAGCAACUGAUGAAGAACACCACAUUCAGCACUCACCUCUUACAGACAUUGGCAUUGACAUGGUCACUUGUUUCCCUCACGAUUACAUGCACUUGGUUUGUCUGGGUGUAAUGCGGCGUCUUUUAGACUUGUGGAUCAGCACCAUCGGUCCCUUGCACUGUCGCAUAUCAUCCAUUCAAGCUUCCAUGGUGUCAGAUAGACUUCUUGCACUGAGAAGUUACAUUCCAAGUGAGUUUGCUCGAAGGCCUCGGGCACUGGCAGAUCGAUGUAGGUGGAAAGCAACAGAGCUACGCCAAUUUUUGUUAUACACUGGUCCAGUUGUGCUGAAUGGUGUUUUACAGACUCAAAUCUAUGACAACUUCAUGCUUUUGUCUGUAGCUGUGUACAUUUUGGCAAGUCCAGAAUUUUGUAUGGAGAUGAAUGACUUUGCAAAUACUCUGUUGCGUUCAUUUGUUGAACACUUUGGCCAGCUUUAUGGUGAAGAGUUUUUGGUUUAUAAUAUUCAUGGGCUGGUGCACCUCAGUGAAGAUGUCAAAAUCCAUGGCAAUCUAGAUCUAAUAUCAGGAUUUCCCUUUGAAAAUUUCUUAGGAAAACUCAAAAAACUGGUACGAGGGCCAUGCAAUCCUUUGACUCAGGUGAUGCGUAGAUUGUCAGAGAUAGAAAAUAGCAACUACAGUUGUGAUGUAGAAGAGGCAAUUCAAAAAUUGGAUAAAGAACAUACGGAUGGGCCAGUACCAGAGUGCUUCUCGCAACAAGCUCAUCAAUUUAAAGUUCUCGCGAUUGAUGAUGUAGUUGUGAAGCUCAAUGAGAGAGAUUCUUGUGUCAGAAUUGACAAUAAGUUGGUUUUAGUCCAAAACAUUGUUGAGGAUAAAGGUGCAGUAUACCUUGUGGGCAAAGAAUAUAAACAGGUGGAACACUUCUUUAAAUAUCCUAUUGAUUCAAAAGAGUUGGGAAUUUAUGUGGCUUCCAACCUCUCCACAAAUGUCAAGUGUUUCAUGACAGGAAAGAAGCUGCAGAAGUAUGUGAGAUUGCCAUUCCGAAACAAAUUUGUUGUUGUUCCACUCCUGCAUCAAGAGAAAUAACUCUGAAGAUGCUUGUGUAUAAUAGUUGGCUAAGGAAUAUCAUUCUUGUC